Messenger RNA from Clupea harengus (Atlantic herring), 987 nucleotides. RefSeq names its product olfactory receptor 10J5-like. Lineage: Eukaryota; Metazoa; Chordata; Actinopteri; Clupeiformes; Clupeidae. Gene Ontology annotation, molecular function: G protein-coupled receptor activity; olfactory receptor activity; odorant binding. Gene Ontology annotation, cellular component: membrane. The transcript is spliced from 2 exons. The coding region runs from base 52 to 987 and encodes 311 amino acids. Gene Ontology annotation, biological process: detection of chemical stimulus involved in sensory perception of smell; G protein-coupled receptor signaling pathway. The record is from RefSeq and is a predicted model, not a curated record.
AUGAGUUAACAUAUUUGAAAUACUUUUUCAUUGUAUUUUAUAUGGUUAACGAUGAAAAACUUAACUAAGAUUUCAUUUAUUAUCCUGACUGCAUACACUGAUGUUGGAAAUGUUAAAUACCUUUACUUCACUAUUUUGUUGGCAUUAUAUGUUUGCAUAAUUUUUGCCAAUGUGCUUGUAAUCAGAGUUGUUUGCAUGGAUAGGUCUCUGCAUGAGCCCAUGUACCUGUUUUUGUGCAGUCUGUGUGUGAAUGAACUAUAUGGCAGCACAGGUCUAUUUCCUUGUCUUUUGGUUAAUUUGAUCUCACACACCCAUGCAAUUUCUCUUACAUAUUGCUACUUGCAGAUGUACUGUUUGUAUACUUAUGCAACAGUGGAGUAUUGUAAUUUGUCUGUCAUGUCUUAUGACAGGUACAUGUCAAUCUGUCAUCCUUUACAGUAUAACCGCAUCAUGACACAGAGGAGAGUGUGUAUUUUAAUUCUGCUGGCAUGGUCAUACUCCUUUUGCCAAUUUACUGUUACCCUCUCCUUGAAUUUGCGUUUACAGUUGUGUGGUAAUGUCAUGGAGAAAGUGUGGUGUGACAACUACAUGCUGGUCCGACUUUCCUGUUCAGAUACAACUGUAAAUAACAUGUAUGGCCUUUAUGCAACUGUCCUAACUAUUUGUGCUCCACUGGUACUCAUGUUAUACUCUUACAUCAGGAUCAUCAAAAUUACUUUCAGGUCCAGUAAAAGUGCAAAAAAGAAGUCCUUAAGUACAUGUGCUCCUCAUAUUGUUUCACUGCUAAAUUAUUCCAUAGGUUGCUCUUUUGAAAUCAUUCAGAGCAGACUAGGUAAGGCAAAUAUCCCAAGCAUUCUGCGCAUCAUUAUUUCAAUAUAUUUUUUAAUGAUUCCACCACUUGUUAAUCCAAUUAUGUAUGGACUAAAGAUGGCUAAAAUUAGAGAAGCAUGUAAAAAAGUUGUCUGUCCAAGAAAAUCCUUCUUUUAA